UGCCCAGCGCGAGUACGCGGGGGAGGGGACGAAGCACCGCGGGCCGCGCGGGUCGCACCCCGCCCGGCUAGGCGGGUUUGCGGGACACGGCUGCAGCCUCCCAAGGAACCCGAUGGCCUGGGAAGGCCUGGCGGGGGAGCUGGCGGCGGUGCUGGAAGGCCGGGGGCUAUGCGUGCAGAGCUGUGACUCGGAGCCGACCGGGGAGCCGCCGGCGCCGGUGCGGCUGCGGAGGAACGUCUGCUACGUGGUGCUGGCCGUGUGCCUCAACGAGCAGGAUGAGGUGCUGCUAAUCCAGGAGGCCAAGAGAGAGUGCCAUGGGUCAUGGUACCUACCCGCGGGGAGAAUGGAGCCCGGAGAGACCAUUGUGGAGGCACUGCAGCGGGAGGUGAAGGAGGAGGCUGGGCUGCAUUGUGAGCCUCUGACUUUGCUGUCUGUGGAGGAGCGGGGCCCCUCCUGGAUCCGUUUCGUGUUCCUCGCUCGCCCCACAGGUGGAGUUCUCAAGACUUCCAAGGAGGCAGAUGCGGAAUCCCUGCAGGCUGGCUGGUACCCACGAACCUCCUUGCCCACUCCUCUGAGGGCCCAUGACAUUCUGCACUUGAUGGAGCUGGCUGCCCAGUACUGCAAGCAGGCCAGGCAUCCUCUUGUUUUGCCCCAAGAGCUUCCCUGCCGUCUGGUCUGCCAGCGGCUCGUGGCCACCUUUACCAGUGUCCAAACAGUGUGGGUGUUGGUGGGCACGGUGGGGAUGCCUCACUUGCCCAUCACUGCCUGUGGCUUUAACCCCAUGGAGCAGAGGGGUGGCAUCAAGAUGGCUGUCCUGCGGCUGCUACAGGAAUGUCUGACCUUGCACCACUUGGCAGUGGAGACCAAGGGGGUGCUUGGACUACAGCACCUGGGCAAAGACCAUACCGAUGGCAUCUGCCUGAAUGUGCUGGUGACAGUGGCUUUUCGAAACCCAGGUAUCCAAAAUGAGCCCCCAAAGGUUCGGGGUGAGAGCUUCUUUUGGUGGAAGGUGAUGGAGGAAGACCUACAAAGCCAGCUCUUACAGAGGCUUCAGGAGUCAUCUGUUGUCCCGGUCAACAGAUAGGAAGGUGCCAUCGGUGCAAGGAGUUGGGAAUCUGUGCUCCCUCCACCAUGGUGGCUUUGCCACCCUCUGAGGGAGGCAGGUUAGCGAUCAGGGAUCCUGUUGCACUAGCAGCAGGGCAGUUCUCCUGCUCAUGAGGACUUCAUCUCUUCACCGUGGAGCAGGUCCCUACAUUGCACCAAAAGGGACAGUGCCUUUAACCGAGCAAGGAGUCCAGAGCUCAAGGCAGUGCUUCCUAAGGGGAUAUUAGAGCUUUCUGGACCAAAGACAGCAUCUUCUCAUCAUUUUCCAUGCCCCCCCACCUU
Pteropus alecto (black flying fox) is the source of this 1386-nucleotide messenger RNA. It is a transcript of the gene NUDT18, whose product is annotated as nudix hydrolase 18. The transcript has 3 exons. Gene Ontology annotation, molecular function: 8-oxo-dGDP phosphatase activity; magnesium ion binding; 8-oxo-GDP phosphatase activity. The record is from RefSeq and is a predicted model, not a curated record. NCBI's taxonomy places the organism in Eukaryota, Metazoa, Chordata, Mammalia, Chiroptera, Pteropodidae. Bases 113 to 1084 code for a protein of 323 amino acids.